Molecule: messenger RNA, 1012 nt
Organism: Carya illinoinensis
Lineage: Eukaryota; Viridiplantae; Streptophyta; Magnoliopsida; Fagales; Juglandaceae
Exons: 6
Coding region: 131-757 (208 amino acids)
Source: RefSeq, a predicted model, not a curated record
UACCUACCAUAUAUGGUAUAAAUGCAAGUACUACAACCUCCUCAAAAUCAAUUCCUAGUUCAUCAUCUCUCAUCAAUUCAAGCCUCUGGUGCGUUCAUUUCUGAUCUUCUUGUGGUGAAAUAAGGAAAUCAUGGCUUCCAGCUCCAAUAUGGUGGCUUUUCUAGCUGUUAUGUUUCUGGUGGUGCUACCCAUGUCUUCCCUAGGCUCAAAUCAUACUCAUCUUGAUGAUUUUUUUGAUAAGGUGUGUGAAGAAGUGGAAUGUGGAAGGGGAAAUUGCUCAGCUGACAUCAAUUACCCACUUGGCUUCAAGUGCGAAUGCGAAUCUGGUUGGAAGCGAACUCGUGACGACAAUGACGAUCUCACUUUUCUUCCCUGCGUGAUACCUAAUUGUACUCUUGAUUACGGCUGCCAGCCAGCUCCUCCACCGGUUCCACAAAAGGAGAAUCCACACAAUAUAUCAGCCUUUGAUCCAUGCUAUUGGGUAUAUUGCGGAGAAGGGACAUGUACCAAGAACAAGACACACACACACACAUGUCAAUGCGCCUCGGGUUACUUCAACCUUCUAAACAUUUCAGCCUUCCCAUGUUACGGUGAAUGUACAAUUGGAUCUGAUUGUUCAAGGCUUGGGAUUACAGUCCAAAAAUCUACUACAGAUGGUUCUGGUUCUGGGACAAAUCAAGCUACCUCGUUUCUGCCUGGAGAGUUCCACUGGAUAGCUAUAUUGAUGGCAUCGUUGUGUAUGGUUCUGUGGAAGUAGAAGGGUUAAUGCCAAGUAGUAAUUCAUCAUGAUCGAUCGAGAUUUGGCAUGCAUGCAUGCAUGCGUAGACACACACAUUCAUUUGGCCUCAUUGUUCAUGUUUUAAUUUCCUUAGUUCCCUAAAUUCCCUGGUUUUUUUAUGCACAAAUUAGUUUGUAUGAGUACUGAAAACAGUCAUAUAUAGGAGGACGAUGACUGUUGUAUACAACACCACAUGAUGAUGAGAAUAAAUGUUAUUUGAGUAUUGAUAGUUAA